Messenger RNA from Spirodela intermedia, 1897 nucleotides. The record is from the annotation of a GenBank genome assembly. Lineage: Eukaryota; Viridiplantae; Streptophyta; Magnoliopsida; Alismatales; Araceae.
AUGGGGCAGGGGCUGAGCUAUGCCAGGACGAGCCAGGAGCUCGAGUUCUUCACCGACUUGGCGGCCGGAGACCUCCCGGCGGUGGCGGCUCAUCUGGAGAUCGAGCCGGCGCUGCUCCGGCGGACCACAGUCUACGACGGCUUCUCCGCCCUCCACAUCGCCGCCGCCCACGGCCGGAUGGAGGUCGAUGCUUCCUCUCCAGCAUUAUCGGAUCCUCUCCUCCAUCAACCCAUCACUUUCGCUCACCUGACGGAUCUCUGGUUCCUGCGGCAGGUUCUCCGCAUGCUCCUGGAUCGUUCUGUUCAUCCGGAUUCCUUGAACAGACACAGGCAGGUAUGAGAAGAGCAUCUUUUAUUCGAGCUUCAUUUGCUUCGCAGUUUAGUUUCUGGUGCGGAUUGGUGAACCCUUAUGCUCUAAUGUUGGUGCAGACUCCUCUCAUGCUGGCGGCGAUGAACGGGAAAAUCUGCUGCGUGGAGGAGCUCCUUCAAGCGGGGGCCAAUGUACGCAGCAGCCGAGAUCUUCAUCUCCAUCAUCUUCCUCUUCGAGUAAUUAAUUGAUCCGUGUUCGCUCCGGGCGCUGUGUUCAGAUUCUGACGUUUGAUUCGCUCAAAGGAAGAACUUGCCUGCACUACGCGGCUUACCACGGCCAUGCGGAUUGUCUGGAGGCGAUCCUCUCCGCCGCCAAGUCCACCCCGAUCUCCGUUUCUUGGUGGGUUUCCUCUGCUCUAUGUUAAUUGUUCGUCUUCGUUGACCACGAACACCGACACGAUUCCAUCUUCCGAGGAAAUUUCAGGGGCUUCGCUCGGUUGGUCAACGUCAGAGAUGGCGACGGCGCAACUCCCCUGCACCUCGCCGCCCGGCGGCGGCGGCCGGAGUGCGUCCACCUUCUGCUGGAGAGCGGAGCUCUGGUCUGCGCAACGACAGGCGAUUCCUGGUAAGAUCUCCUUCAAUUCGACCCACCGUCUUGUCGCAGAAAUUAGGGUCCCUCUCGGCGGCUGAUCCGAUCUGCAGCUUCGCGGGGAGCACCCCGCUUCACGCGGCUGCUCGAGGGGGCUCUCUGGACUGCGUUAGGGAGCUGCUCUCAUGGGGCGCAGAUAGGCUUCAGAGGGACGCAUCAGGGUGGGCUUUACGCUUAAUCUAUCAUCUGUGCAGAUUUUUCUACAUCCACUGAGAUAUUCAAUCAUACUCUCUCUCUCUCUCUCUCCCUCUCCCUCUCUUUCUGUGAGCAGGCGAAUGCCCUAUCUUGUUGCUCUGAAGAGACACCACAGGGCCUGCGCGGCAGUCCUGAAUCCCUCCACCGCGGAACCUCUAGUCUGGCCUUCACCUCUGAAGCUCGUCAGCGAGCUUCCCCCGGACGCGAAGGCUCUCCUCGAGAGGGCGCUUGUGGAGGCUAACAUGGAGAGGGAGAAAACCAUACUGAGGCUUUCAGUGCGCUCCUCCCCGCCACCUCCUGCGCAUUCCGGCGACUGGGUUGAAGAAGAUGAAUCCGAAGUGCGCCCUCUUUCCUUCUGUACUGCAGCGAUAGGUUUGACUCACGUUGACUAAGGUUUGACAUCGGGGCAUCGCAGGAGGGCGGUAGCGAGCUCUGCAGCAUCUGCUUCAGCCAGCCGUGCACCAUUACGAUCGGGGACUGCGGGCACCAGAUGUGCGCCCGCUGCACGCUGGCACUGUGUUGCCACAGCAAGCCCGGCCCGGCGGCGGCGCCGUCGUCUCCGGUGCCGGUGUGUCCCUUCUGCCGCGGCGGCAUCAACCAGCUGGCGGUGGCGGCGCCGGGCGGUAGCGCGACGGCAGGCGACGGAGACCGCCGAAAGCUGCCCCGAGGGGGAAGCAGCAGCCUCGAAGGGCCGCCUUCCGCCGUGGGCUCCGGUGAGAAGGUCGCCGGUGGCCGGGAAAGAUAG